AAGCACUUUUAAAAUCCGGAUUCGCUCGCUUUGGGGAAGCACGAAAAAUGAAGGGGCUGAACGGCAGCCGUACAGGAAUGGGCUGCAAGCGGCGGCAUAGGUCCAGGAUCACAAUCUGAGCUCUUUAUUGGACUGAAAGUUUUGAAGGAGAUGAAAUAAAAUGCAGCACACGACGUGUACAGAGGACAGGAUCCACCAUGCAUUGGAGAGGUGCCUUCAUGGCCUUAGCAAAAGGACAUUUUCUGCAAGUACAUGGACAGCUGGGCUUUGUCUGAACUGCUGGACCCUCCAGGAGCUAGUUAGUCGCGAUGCAGGGAACUACCUCAUUCUCCUGGAAAAAAUCCUACAGAAGACUCAAGAGGUCCAAGAAAAAUGUGACUACAAUCUCUUUACUCCAUUGGCCUUUCUCUUCAGUGCAACUGUCCUGUGUAUCCCCCAUUUUCCUUCGGAUUCUGAUCUGCUUUUGAGAGCUGUGAGGAUGUACCGUGAUUUUCUCACCUGGCCUGUGCCAUACUGCAAUAUCUGUCAGGAAUUACUUAACUUUAUCAACAAUGAACUCAAAGCCCCAGGGAUUGCUUUUCAAAGGCUUGUUAAAGCUGAGCAAGGAUUACCUCAAAAAGACUGUGAGAAUUCUACCGUAACAGUCCUAUUGCUGAAUCCUUCAGAAGUUGAUGAGGAAUUCCUAUCAGUUGCUGAAAAGCUAAGCUCUGCAGACUACUCCCAGCAUACAUUACUAGUGACACUCCUGGAGCACACAUACCAAGCUAACUUUGGGACCAGAUGCAACCUGGCAAAAUUACGUCAAAUCCUGAAGCUGAAAACUGCAGAAGAACUCAUGAAAAUGUUCACCAGAACCACAGAAGCCCAGGAGAUGGCAGUUCUGACUAACAAUGAUCCUUCAACUGCUAGAGAACAGCUGGAAUCUGCCUUGCUAGAGAUUGCAAGAACAGCAGGGCUACCUGAAAUAGCAGAUGAAGGCCAGCUGUCUAAACUCCGUGUGAUCCCCAUCCCUGUUGCUCGCUGUCGUGUGUACAGAUGGGAUAAGGAUAAUUUUGAUAUCUUGAAUGAGGUACUAGACAAAGAAAUGGAUUAUUCAAAACAAGUUCUUUUGGAGGAUGAAGAGGAGGAGGAGGAGGUUGACAAUUGCUUUGCCAAAAAAGACUGCCUGUUGUCCACCUUUGCCUCAGUCAGGAAAGACUCUAUGUACUCAACAUUGUCAGAAGAUGACCCAUGUGACUCACAAGUGUCUGUCAUCUCUGCUCUUUCCAAAAACUCUGAGCUCUCCUUGGUCUCUAAGAAGUCCUUGAAAUCUUUUGUCUCCAGUCUGAAAGAUUCUAUGGAUAGUGGCUAUGUGGAAGACAGUGAUGACAACUCUUUAGAUUUGACAGGACGCUUAGAUCUGAAGGAAGUAAAAGUGUCACACAGGCAUCGGCUGAGCAACAGGCUAUACAAGUUGUUCAAGAGCAAGAGCCAAAUGAUCUUGGGCAGAGAUCUGAGAGAUGUUUCUGAGGUAGCCUCACUGUCGUUGCCAUUACGCCGAGCAGAGAGUCUCUGCAAUCCUGUAGCCAAGGAGCGUAUCCCUGCACGAUCCCGACGGGCACAGUCACUGCCACAGCAUGUGCUGAGUGCCACACUUUUACAAUGCCAUAUAGCACAGAACACUUUUGUCCAACGCAGGCCCUUGUUGAGUUGCGAUGAAGAUACAAAGAUUUCAACACUGCGAGUAGUCGUGUUUGGUUCUGAUCGCAUCUCAGGGAAAGUGGCCCGGGCUUAUAGUAGUCUGAAAUCUCAAGAAAGCAGCUGUCCCUGUUUAACUCGGUACUGUAGAUUGCAAUUUUUUUAUGUCCCUGUGAAGAGGAGCAAUCCUACCUCAUUUGCACUGACUUACCCUCUUCUUUCAUCAGGAUGUCCUAAUUCCCAUAGCUCUGGAUCAACGGAUCCAGGUAUGGGAGGGAUGGAGAGCAGCACAAAUGAUAUCUCAUUCUAUAUAGGUAUGCUGGAUCCCUGGUACGAACGCAAUGUUCUUGAGCUAAUGAAUCUCCCCACCAACGUUUUAUGCCAGCAAUCCAUUAAGCCUGAGGGAGAGUCUUCAGAGGAAACAGCCACCCAACUUCCCAUCCUGGCUGAUAUGAUUCUUUAUUACUGCCGCUUUGCUACCCACUCUAUAUUACUCCAGGUCUAUCAGGCAGAGCUCACUUUCAUUGGGGGAGAGAGAAAAACUGAGAUCUUCAUCCACUCCCUUGAGUUGGGCCACUCAGCAGCUACACGGGCCAUCAAAGCCUCAGGUCCAGGUUGCAAGCGUCUUGGCAUAGAUGGAGACAGAGAAGCAAUCCCACUAACACUACAGAUCACCUACAACAAGAGGGCAGUCAGUGGAAGGAGCCGCUGGAAUGACAUUGAAAAAGUUUGUACAUCCAUCAACCUUAGCAAGGGGUGUAAGAGACAAGAGGAACUUGGUCCCAAAACAGAAUGUUUGACUCUUACUGCCACCGAGGUAAUCAAGAGGCAAAGCUCUAAGUCUAAAAAGAGUUUCAAUCAGCAAAUUGGUAUAUAUCAGUUGAAAGUGGACAAAGUUCAGAUCACCGGAGUUAACUGUUCCUUUGCUGUAUGCCUAGAUCAAGAUGAACGGAAAAUUCUGCAGAGCGUUACCAGAUGCGAAAUCUCUGCAUGCUACAAACCCAAGACCAAUGAGCCCUGCACCAGGGGAAAUCCCACUUCAUUACUUCCUCCCCAAGAUUCCUCUGAUUUCUGCUCUCUUCUGUGUUUGCCAAUUACUACUUUUAGUGGAGCACUUCCCUAAGAAUACAGAAAGAAUGGACUGGGUAACUUGACUCAAAUGCUGACUGAAAUUGCUGCCAAACUGGGACCAGCUACCAAAAAUUGGCCAAAAAAAGAAAAUCCUCCUUGCAGUCCUAGAAGGAAGCAUCCCAAGCUUAGCAAGUGAAUAUGAAGUGAAAAGCCAUAUCUUAAGAGGUGGAAUAUUACUUCUUUGACUGUUGUUGAGUGUUGCUGAAAUACUGUAUUUGUGGCACCUGGAAUAAAAGUCAAAAAAGCACAUCUGAAAUGCAGGGAAAGGAUAAGAAGACUGGCCAAUCUAUCUGAAAUUUCUUCACAUGAGAUGAAGAAAUUGCAGUCUUUUCCUUUCCUUUUUCACAGGGCAUCCAAGGAUAUAUCUAUGAUGGGAACAGGUACUUGACCUACGAGCCAGUUUAAACCAGCCAAGACAAUGGUUGAAGAAGUUCAGAGACAAGUUGGUAGACUUUGUUGCCAUUCACAAAUUGCUUUGGCAUCUUUGAAUUCUAUUAUUUGAGCUGCCUCCUGGAGAUAUGGGCAAGGAGAACAAGGGAGCAGAAAAGAAAAGGCUGUUUCAUUUGAUUAUAUAUUUCUUUCUGUGCCAAUGAUAUAUCUGCAAGCAUUGAAUGAAAUGAAAGAGCAAAUUUGACAAGGGAAAACAUUGAGCAAAAUAAGCUAGUAGGCUAGCAUGAUUUCAUGACAUAUGGAAUGCUUUCCCAUUUCAAAGGGUCUGGAAAAGAUAUUAUUGUUUAUUUAUUGACAAGUAUCCCAAUUCUUCGGAAACAUUGCUAGAAAAAUAUGUUUUAAAUAUCUUCUAUGUGGAGCUGGGCAGUUUUGGCGAUUGGGGGCUUUGUCUAACUGAGAGACACAAGAUUUAUACCUAAUGAAUACUUGCAUUGGCAUGAAUUGUCCCUAGCAGCCCCAGCACUUUACCGAGUGAAAAAUAUAAACCUCAAAAAGAUUCAACAUCCUUAGAUUUGCAGCGGAAAGAUGUAACUUGAGCCAGGACUGUUCUAAACCCAAUGUUUCUGAAAUGUUUCUACCUGUUUUUAGAAUCCUUGAUCAAAUCCAAUAUACUGUAAUAUCUUUGACCAACUCCAAACUUAGCAACUCCAUUGAGUUUUGUCUAAAACCCAACACUGUCAAAAGGUCUUAGGGUUGGAAGGUCAUAGUUAUUUAAAUGGUCAUAACCAUCACUAAUGUGCAAUCUAUGGUACUGUAUUCUUGGGCAGGGGAAUGUGUCUGCGUAUCGGAAUAUUCAGGGUAUACUUCUAGAGCAACGGUUGUCAAUUGGUGCAUGCAGGAUUUCUUGAAAUGAUACCCAAAGACAACCUAACAGAAAACCACUAUGACAACUAUAUUUUUCUAUCCAGUCAAAAAAAAAAGACUUUAUUGAGUUUAUAGAACAACUAACCAUAAGCUUGGAGUCUAUUGGAGUUAGAUUGCCUAUAAAUUAUAAAUAAAAAACAAACAAACAUGCAACUAAGAAAUGUAAGAAUAAUUGAGAUCCCUUUUUAUCAUCUGCUUAUUUAGAGUAAAUAAUUUUAAAAUUUAUCAGCAAUAAGAUGCACUAUACAUUUCCUUGGCCUGAGGAAGGAAACCACACCCACUUUUUCAAAGAGGUGAAGCUUAAUAUAAAAGACAUUUGGAAUGGUGUUCAGAAAGAAAAAGUAAAACUGAAGAAUUGUAAAGAACAUUUUAAAAGCUCAUCUACUUUUUCUACUGCAGUGACUUAGUUUAAAAUACACAGUGUCUGGUUAGUAUGAACAUUACUUCUGAAAACAUUUCCUCCAAGAAUAAAGAAAAUCUGAAAAAUCAUAUUCAUUUAAGCACAAUUCCUAGAAUGAGAUGCAAUGCAAUUUCUUCAAAACAUCAAUAUCAGCUUCAGCUGUAAGGAAAUACAUUGGUGAAAAAUUGGGAAGGGAAAUUAUAAUUUCAAUUUCUCUUCUGGAUAGCAAUCAAUAGAUAGCACACAAACUACUGAAUGCCAUAAUGUGCUGAUUUAACAGCUUGGUGGUUUGUAUGGCUUUUUAAUCUUUUAGUUUUGUUCCUUGAGUAAUAUUCCUCUGGUUCAUUUUUUAAAAUCUUAUUUUCCCAGGACCAUCUCAGUGCACCUGACAUAAAUAGCCAGUUAAACAGUCAGCAAUCUGCCAAAUAGCACACAGCACUUUGGUUUUCGGCAACUGCAAAGGAAUUAAAUAUUUCUUUAACCAAUGCAAAACGGUUCAAUUAAAAUCAAGUACGUGUAUGUGUGCAGAGCUUUUUCUUAAUAAAGAUAAGAAUUGCCCUAUGGAAUGAAUCUGUACAUAAAUAUUCUGUAAAUUUUUGUGAUCUUGUUUUAUAAAAAAUAUAUUUUAAUUAUGGCUGUAAAAUUAUUUGUCUAAUAAAGGACAUUUUCCUAA
Messenger RNA from Pantherophis guttatus, 5195 nucleotides. RefSeq names its product phosphoinositide-3-kinase regulatory subunit 5 (gene PIK3R5). Gene Ontology annotation, biological process: positive regulation of MAP kinase activity; G protein-coupled receptor signaling pathway. Gene Ontology annotation, molecular function: 1-phosphatidylinositol-3-kinase regulator activity. Gene Ontology annotation, cellular component: phosphatidylinositol 3-kinase complex, class IB. Lineage: Eukaryota; Metazoa; Chordata; Lepidosauria; Squamata; Colubridae. The record is from RefSeq and is a predicted model, not a curated record.